UACAGUUGAGGGGAACGACAAUUCUACAAUUUUUGAAAAUACAAUGGUUGUUACGAGUGCUUCAUCAAAAUCCAUUAUCAUACAGAUUGCUGCAACCAGUAUGAUUAACGUGAUCAAUCUUUCGGAUGGUGCUGGCCAUGGUUGGGUUUCUCCCUUUUUGCCACUGCUCCAAUCGCCUGAUACGCCGCUCAUCGAUACCGGUCCUGUGUCGAUUGAUCAAGCUUCCUGGAUAGGGUCGGUCCUGUGCCUGGGAGGACUCUUUGGCUCUCUGCCGUACUGUUGGUUGGUUCAACAAUUCGGAAUCAAAUGGGCGCUGGUGUGUUUGGCCAUACCGAACAUUACUUCUUGGACGCUCAUUUAUUGGGGAACAUCUGUCUAUCAUGUUUAUAUUUCCCGCAUUUUGGCAGGAAUAUGUGGCGGAGGUAUUUUGGUAACGUUCCCACUUUACACGACAGACAUCUCAAAUAAUCAAAUUCGUGGAAUUCUUGGAUCAGGACUGGCGUUUUUCACAAAUCUGGGAAUCCUAGCGAUGUACAUUAUGGGCAAUUUACUCUCAUAUCAUACUGUGGCAGCGGUAGUUAUCGUACUUUCAACGAUCUAUUUGAUCCUAGUUUGUUUUUUGCCUGACACACCUCAGUCGCUGUUGAGAAGAGGUCAAAUCGACGCAGCCAAAAAAUCAUAUCUUACGUACAAAGGAUUCAACAACUCUCAAAGUAAUUCUACAAUCGAGGAUGAUUUUAAAACUCUUACCAAAGCCAUCCAAAGCGAAAAGACGGACAAAAUUGGGCUGAAUCUGGAGGACUUCACAUCAAAAACCUUUCUGAAGGGCAUUUCGAUAGGAGUUUUUCUUAUGUUUUUAAAUCAGUUUUGUGGGGCAUUCUCGAUCCUCACCUACGCGGAAACCAUUUUUAGGAUAUCGGGAUCGGUUCUAGACCCUGGAAAAUCAACAAUUGCGCUCGGUGCCAUUCAAAUCAUUGGAACGUUCGUCUCGUUCGUCCUAAUAGAUUUGGCUGGGAGAAAGAUUCUGCUGAUAGUAUCAACUGUUGGUGUUGGACUAGGGAUGGCAGCCCUGGGGGCGUUUUCUUAUCUUCGAGAGUUGCAGUGGAAUCUAGAAGGAUUUCAUUGGUUGCCAGUGACUAGCCUGUCGUUCGCUGUUCUAAUGUUUAGCAUUGGACUCUGUGGCAUUCCUUAUUUCAUUAUACCGGAGCUGCUUCCGCCAAAGAUGAGUAAUGUGGGGAACACCAUAGGAAUGAUAUCGAUUUGGAUUGCUACCUUCACAUGUCUCAAGAUUGUUCCUGUUCUGUUGACAACCAUAAAGCUUUAUGGAGUGCUUGCAAUAUUCUCUGCAACAUGUGUAUUAGGUACAAUUGUAACCAUACUAUUUUUACCGGAAACGAAAGGACGAAAUCUGAUUGAUAUUAGUCAAUAA
Messenger RNA from Uranotaenia lowii, 1429 nucleotides. RefSeq names its product facilitated trehalose transporter Tret1-like. Gene Ontology annotation, biological process: transmembrane transport. NCBI's taxonomy places the organism in Eukaryota, Metazoa, Arthropoda, Insecta, Diptera, Culicidae. The transcript has 7 exons. Gene Ontology annotation, molecular function: transmembrane transporter activity. The record is from RefSeq and is a predicted model, not a curated record. Bases 44 to 1429 code for a protein of 461 amino acids. Gene Ontology annotation, cellular component: membrane.